CCGCAAUCGUAUGGUGAAACGACGAUGCCCAAAUGUUGCGUUGCUUAACGUUCAAUGUGCCGACGGGACAAUUGUGGUGAUGAGGACCCGGUAGGUGCUCCUCGAGUAGCUUGUACUAGGACGAGACGGCGUGCCAACGCCCAGCUAAAUCUAUGCCGACAUUACGCAGAUCAACUUGAGACUGAACCUCCCGUGCCUCGUGGCAAACUAUGUACGGCGUCCUCAUCCGCAACCAUUUCUGCCCGACGCGACCAGCGCAUGCGUGAAUCAUACCUGAUGUGCUCGCGAGCGAACGACUCAGCUGCGCCGCAAGCGGGUCCAGGUUGCUUCGACGAGGAUCGCGGCAUUGCCGGACGGUCGCUGGUGAACAGGCGUGGAAGUGCGGCGGAUUGUGUAGGCGGACUUCAGAGAGACUGCCGAGACCCACGCGUCAUUGUGAUUUAUCCUGCACCUUGCAUCGCAUCGCUUGGGCUGAAGGAAAUAGGCUGGACGCCUGUAGGAUGUCAGCACGUCCCGCUCGACCGGACGUCCGUUGGAGGUUCUCGAGCAAAAUGA
Messenger RNA from Dissoconium aciculare CBS 342.82, 555 nucleotides. RefSeq lists its product as uncharacterized. Lineage: Eukaryota; Fungi; Ascomycota; Dothideomycetes; Mycosphaerellales; Dissoconiaceae. Bases 55 to 555 code for a protein of 166 amino acids. The record is from RefSeq and is a predicted model, not a curated record. The transcript has a single exon.